Messenger RNA from Psylliodes chrysocephalus, 2599 nucleotides. The record is from the annotation of a GenBank genome assembly. NCBI's taxonomy places the organism in Eukaryota, Metazoa, Arthropoda, Insecta, Coleoptera, Chrysomelidae.
CACAGACAACAAAAAAGACAACCAAGAUUUCGAUGAACACUCCAGAAACAUGUUAUUAGAAGAAUAUUUUUCAUCGAAUAAUCCUCCGGAAUUAGAAGGUCCGCUCUAUUUGAAAGCAGACUCGAAAAAGGGAUGGAAAAAGCAUCAUUUUGUGUUAAGAGCAUCUGGGUUAUAUUAUUAUCCUAAAGAUAAAGUUAAGUCUGCUAAAGAUCUUGUAUGUCUCGCCACUUUCGAUAACAAUCAUUUAUACUACGGAUUAGGAUGGAGGAAAAAAUACAAAGCUCCUACUGAUUUCUGUCUAGCGAUCAAACAUCCCAGAUUGCAAGAACCUAAAUCUACGAAAUAUAUUAAAUACUUGUGUGCCGAAGAUCAAAGUACUUUGGAACGAUGGAUGGUCGGUAUGAGAAUAGCAAAAUUCGGAAAGCAGCUUAUGGAUAAUUAUAGAAGUUUGAUUGAUGAGCUGGCUCAGGAGGAUUUGGAUAUUUUAGCGCAUGCUAGAAGUUGUUCUGUUAGUUCGAUUGCUGUUCAAUCUUUUCCAUCUAAUGUUACGACGCCUACACAAGGGUAUCAAAGUAGUGAAGCUGGUUAUGGAACUCAAAGUGAAACUUACUCAACUUCAACCGAUAUGAGUUCUGGACGACACAGUAGAGCUAGCAGUUCGAGUUCAAGUGGUUGUAUGUCCGAUGGUGCUCCUUCUAGUUGUGAAAAUGCUUUUGAUUCUGAAUUCCCCAUGGGCACCAUAAAACGCAAGCCAUCAAUGAAACCAAGCCUCCCUCUAACCAACAUAACUCGGCAACUAAAAGAAGUGGGAGAAACUCGAGACGAAAUUGACGGAACCGCUCUUCCAUCCAGUCCCAUAAUCUACACGAACUCCGGUACAUUAACGAGAGGACACAGCAGACGGAAAUCGAACCAAUCUGACGAUUCUUCGAAUAAUGGGACUCUCAAAAGGCAGCAUUCGUACAAAUCUAGAGGAUCCGUUGAAUCGAUGGGCAGCAGAAGUGGAAAUUCGACUCCACUGUGUGGAACGCCUGUUAGAGAUAGAGUUUCGCCGUUUUCUGAUAGAAACGGGUCGCAUGUGGAUUAUUCGCCGAGCAAUGGAUACUUAAGAGGAUCUAUAUCGCCUACAAGUAGUAUGCCGUCGUGUAUGACCGAUUCAAUCACAUCUUUACCACCACCGCCAGAAACAAACGACGACGUAAUUUUAAGCAAUUCACCAAAUUAUUCACUUCCACCUCCACCUCCGGAAGUAUACAAUUCGAAUCUUUCGCUCGAUAGUCUCCCCCCUCCGCCAAGUUUAAGCGAUCUACCUCCACUAACAGGCGCGGAACUGACCGGUAGUCAGUUGUCACUUAUGUCAUUACCACCACUUCCAUCAGAGACGGUUUUAGAUAUAUCUAGAAACCGAAAUGUUAAUAUUUUGAGUCCUGAUAGAACUCCAACUCAGGGUAUGUCUCCUGAUUUAACUCCUACACAUUCGAGGUUGAACACUCCUGUAUGUAGUCCACCUCUUUCCAAUGCCGGAAGCGGUAGUAGCACACCGAUUCAAGGUAGUGCUCCUGUUAAUUUCAAUACGCCACAUAGAUCUCUGUAUCCUCAAAGUAGCCCAAUAUAUUCUCCUCAAGAGCAGCCUUCUUACAUCAGUCCGCAGUACAGACAAUCCUGUACUUUACCUAAUAGUAAUAACGGUUUCAAUAAUAGUAUAGGACUACGUUCAUCAUUGAGACAAGCCUCGCUACCCAGACAAAUAUCAUCUAACAGCAUAGCUUCGACGAAUAGCUCCAAUUCUUCCGGACACACUUGUUACAAUAACCAAAACUCCCCUAGCAUUCAGCGUAAAGUUAAUUUUCAAGAACCGAUGAGCCCCAAAAAGACUGGUAAGAAAAUUAGUUUUAAUCUCGCACCCCAAGAAGUACCUCCACUGCCCAAGAAGCCGGCACCGCCGAAGAGAUCUGAGAGUACGAAGUUAACGAGUCCGAAGAAGUUGGUCGAACCUCCGGUGGAGUUUCUGAAAGAUUUGCAGCGAGUGAUGAGGAAAAAAUGGCAGGUGGCGCAAAAGUGCAAGCUAGAACCCGAAACCACCCCUCACGAAGUGCUUGGUUUUCGAGACGCUCCGGUUCUAUUACCGGACUACAAAGAACACAACGUUUCCAACUGGGUGCAGGAACACUACGGACCCAAUAAUCUCUACGAAAACAUAUACAGAGACAACCCUGAGGCAGUUAUCGAUUACGCUACAAGCCCGGUACAUUCCAGGAAUGAAGUCAGGGCUUCAGUGGAAUUCAGAUCGAAGAGACCCCCGCCUCCACCGCCGAAACGUAGUGAAUCCACGCAUUUAAGUACCCCCAAGACUUACUGAUGCUGUGUUUGUUAGUAGCGUGGUAAAUAAUCUCGAAUUUUACCCAUUUACAACAAUUAAACUACUGCCAGCUAAAGUCUGUUAAAGGGAUGUGAUUUUAAAUUAAUUGUGCCAUUUUCUUGUGUAUCAAGAACUUCUUACUUAGUUAUUAUUAAUCUUAGAUGCUAAAUUGAAAAGGUAAUCAUUUUGUAUAUAUCUAAAAUUCUAGUUAAAUUAUUUAUAAAUAAGAAAUGUCAAACA